AGUGCGCGCCCGGCAGCGACAGCUUCCCUGUAGAAUUUCUUGAAUCGCCGCGAGGAAGCGUACGAAGGGCCAUGUUUUGCCUGCGGAUCCACUCGGUGGACUCAGCUCUACAGGAGGACGAAGGCCACCGUCCGCCGGCGGAUCCCACAGGCAAUGGAGUCUCCACGGCAACGAGCAGCAGCCGAAGCCCUAACGCCAGUUCUAGAAUCAAAGUUAUACGCGGAAUCGUUCACCUCUACCGCAGAACCCUACCUCUAUCCUCUUCCUCUUCACCUUCUCCUUCUUCGUCCUCAAUUCCCCACUCCUCUUCCGACCUUCUUCCGGCCGGCCGAGGAACGCUUCUCUUCGUUCUCGCGGUCCCUAAUCAUCUAUUGCCGGAGGAUUUCAUCCGAUUCUGCGGCUCCUAUGCUGACGGUUCAACAGGAUUCCAGAUCGUUAGGAACGACGGGAUGGAAGACCGGUACAGUGUUCUGAUUAAGUUAGACGAUCAGAAGAGUGCUGAUGCAUUCUAUCUCAAUCUGAAUGGGUGGAGAUUCUCUACAGCUGAGGGGGAGAUUUGCCAUAUUCUAUUUCUAGGUUCUGUGGAGUUCACUGAGUCUACAGAGAUUGCUGGUACUCCUCUGGUUGGAUCCACUGAACUACCAACUUGUCCUGUCUGCAUAGAAAGACUGGACCAAGAGAUAACUGGCAUCAUGUCUACUACUUGUGAUCAUUCCUUUCAAUGCUCAUGCAUAUCAAAGUGGACCAACUCUUCUUGUUCAGUGUGCCAGUUUUGCCAAGAACAUUCUGCAAAGCCUGUUUGCUCGUUAUGCGAAACAGCAGAAAAUCUUUGGAUUUGUGUUAUAUGUGGCUUUGUUGGAUGUGGAAGGUAUAAAGAAGGCCAUGCAUUUAGACAUUGGAAAGAUACGCAGCACUGCUUUUCUCUUGAUCUGGAAACACAGAGGGUCUGGGAUUAUGUCGGAGAUAACUAUGUACAUAGAAUUAAUCAAUCAAAGAGUGAUGGUGAGUUAGUUAAGAUGAAGUCCAAUAAUAGAUCUUUUGGGGACCAUUGUGAAAGCUGUGCGUUUACUGAGGACUCCGGAAUUAGCGGAGCUUUGUUAAGAAGCAAAGUUGAAGCUAUAGUGGACGAAUACAAUCGCUUACUUGCCAGUCAACUUGAAAGUCAAAGAGUGUAUUAUGAAACUCUACUUGAAGAUGCAAAACAGAAAAGGGAGAGAUAUAUAUCUGAAGCUGUUGAAAAAGCUGUGGAUUCAAAGAUUCAGGACAUAGAGCUUGAAAUUGAAAAAGUUAUAAAAGAAAAGAAAACCUUUACUGACAUUAAUGAAAAUCUCAUGAAAAGUCAAAAUCAUUGGCGCGAGAAGAUCAAGGAAAUUGAACAAAGGGAGAGAGAAACACUCAGAUUGAAGGAUCUGAAGAUUCAUGAACUGGAAGAAGAGAUCAGAGACUUCUCCGUUUUCAUUGAGGCCCAGAAAACACUUAAUGUCGGAGGAGAUACUGAUGACAUAAGAGGGGGCACAUUAUUGCCAGUCCCAUCACCACCUCCAGUUUCCUCCCCCAGAUCCAGAAAAUCUUCAAGGUUUACCAGAAAAAGAACUUAGAUUUACAUCUGAAAUUUACAUAUCAGGUAACUUGAUUAAUUAGUUAUUUAUUUAUAUAGCAUAUGUCAUUCUAGUCUAGUUAAUGUUAGUGGUAUUUUUGAGAUUUAUGUAUUAGGUUUGUAAAUAAUUUAGAAAUAUUUGGCAUGAUGCAAAUCUACUUU
Molecule: messenger RNA, 1759 nt
Organism: Phalaenopsis equestris
Lineage: Eukaryota; Viridiplantae; Streptophyta; Magnoliopsida; Asparagales; Orchidaceae
Product: BRCA1-associated protein
Exons: 12
Coding region: 72-1598 (508 amino acids)
Biological process (GO): Ras protein signal transduction; protein ubiquitination
Cellular component (GO): cytoplasm
Molecular function (GO): zinc ion binding; ubiquitin protein ligase activity
Source: RefSeq, a predicted model, not a curated record